This is a messenger RNA of Boleophthalmus pectinirostris (great blue-spotted mudskipper), 3505 nucleotides long. RefSeq names its product zinc finger protein 11-like. Gene Ontology annotation, cellular component: shelterin complex. The transcript has 7 exons. The coding region runs from base 897 to 3344 and encodes 815 amino acids. The record is from RefSeq and is a predicted model, not a curated record. Gene Ontology annotation, molecular function: telomeric repeat DNA binding. NCBI's taxonomy places the organism in Eukaryota, Metazoa, Chordata, Actinopteri, Gobiiformes, Gobiidae. Gene Ontology annotation, biological process: telomere capping; regulation of telomere maintenance via telomere lengthening.
GUAAAAGCCGCCCUUCCUCCCGCUGAAGUAGCACCGCAGGGUCGUGCAGACGUAAACUCAGCACAGCCCUGAUUACUUUUAGAAUUUACCUUAACUAUUCUUAAAUAUAAAAUGGAGAAUAUACACCGUAUUAAAAAUGAGGUCUCCCUUUCGCUACCUUCACUUCGGCUUUUCAUACCUCCAUUGCGCUUGAUGUCUUCAGCUAUGUGGCAUGUUGUCCAAGAGGGGAACGUACAUGGUUAUGGCAUGGUGGAAGACUUCAUAAACAGUGUCACAGAGAUAGUCCCUGAGUUGUUGAGCACAGAUCAGAGGACUCAGCUACUGCUUGCUCUCCGUGCCAGGGUUGUUCUUGAAAUGUGCAGAGGUGACCACAUUACAAACGCUGAAUAUAUUGAAAUGCACCUAGAGCAGAUAAAAAAACUUGUAUCUGCUUGGGCGGCACAGCCAUGUUUUGCAGAACUUGUGUUCCCAGAAUCCACUUUUAUUGAUCAAGUACAGCUGCUGUUGAAACAUCCUUCUGAAAAAGAGAAAUUUUUCAAAGAUGUUUUCCCUCUUGAAUUUGGACCAGACUUUGAUAGUGCACUACAAGUCUUAAUGUUGGACUUUUUAACUAGAUUAGAGAAGCUCUUUCCAAUACCAGACAUCCAGCAGACAACAUCUAUUCUUUGUGCGGUCCCAUCUGCCUUGGAGGAGUGUCUCCACUCAGUCCCUGACCCCGAGCAUUUAAAAAUGUUCUUCAGUACCAUGCUGCACUUGGACACUUGGAUUUAACCGAUGAGACUCAGACCAUUACUUCAUCAUUUGGAAACUGCAUUCUCUCCUCCCUCUCUCUUCCUCAAGUGGAAAAAGUGGUAAUAGAUGCUGAUCAAAUACAGUUGCAAUCUUCACCUGAGCAAAUGCAAGGUUGUGUGACAGUUCAAGUGGAAGGACAAACUGUAACACUUUUGGACUACAUACAAAUUGAACAGCCACUGAUUGAGCCUGAAGAUCAGGAGGAAUCUGUAAAUGAUCAAGGAACUACUGUGAUAGCCAAGUCAGAUGUGGAGGAUGAUGACACCUUAAAGCCAGCUCCAUUUCAACCUCUAAAACAAACCAAACAUGUGGAAGUAAAAAAUGAAUCUUCACAAACUUCUAGGAGACAAAGAAAGAAAUUCCCCUGUAACAAAACCUGCCCCAUCUGUGAAAAGUCUUUCUUGCGUGCAGCAGCCAUGAGACGACACCUAGAAACCCAUUCAGAAAACAGAGAACUCAAGUACAAAUGUAACAAUUGUGACAAAAGAUUUAGGGACCAAUAUGACAUGACACGACACAACAUGCGUGUCCAUGAAAAGGAAGAUGUGGGUAGCCCACCAACUGCAGAGGAUUCUGUAGAUCCUAACACAUCUGAGAACAAGCAUUGUGCUUUGUGUGGCAAAUAUUUUGCCCGUUAUGUAGACAUGGAACGACAUAUGACAUCUCAUUCAGAUGACCGGCCAUAUAGCUGUUUGUUUUGUAAAAAGAAAUUUAAAAAUCCAUAUAUCUUAAAGAGGCAUCAGAGCAAAAUAUGCAAAAACAGAGACAUGCAAAAGCCUAUUACAGUGAAAAAGAAGGAAAAGCCAAAUCAGCUGUUAACUCCAGAGGGGUCAGCCGAAGGCAAAACAUGUCCUAUCUGCAGCAGGGUCCUACCGUGCACUGCAGACAUGGCUAAGCAUUUAAGAUCACAUACUGAAGAACGGCCAUUUAUUUGUGUUACUUGUGAAAAGGGCUUUAAGUACAGGGAUACAUUAAAGAAACAUCAGAUUAUUCAUGGACAUGAAGGUAUUCGGGAAGAAGAAAGCAAGUCAGUCGAACAGAUUUUGGCUGAAGCAGAUUCACCGAGUUGCACUGAAACUGGUGAUCAAAAAGAAAACAUUCUUGAUGUGGCUACAGCUCCUCAAGAACUGCAUUCUCCUCAAAUAAGAACAAGACUAAAACAAAGUAAAGUUUGUCCUGUGUGUUUACGGACAUUUGAUAGUAUUAAGACUUUUAACAGGCAUCUGCAGUGCCACACAGAUGACCGCCCGUAUCAUUGUGUACACUGCAAGAAGCGAUUUAAACAUAUGCAUGGGCUAAAACGACACCAAGUUUAUGCUGUUUGUCACAAGAAAAUGACUAGAUUCUUGUGGAAAAAGGAAUCUAGAGUAGGGGUCAGUGACAGUACAAGUUCUGAUUCUCAACAGGGCACAUCAAAUAAGAUACCUGUGUGGUGCUCAAACUGUGGCAAACACUUUGAAUGUCUUUCUGCUUUAAAGGAACAUCAGGAAAAAGUGUGCAAACUGGAUAUGAGAGAAAUUCUGAAAUGUGAGAAGUGUGACAAAGAGUUCAAAAGUAUGACACUGCUCAAAGUCCAUCAAAGAAUACAUGACCCACUUUACUGCAAAGAGUGUGGCAAAAUAAUGGCCAAUGAGGCUGCCUUUGAGAGGCACAAGUUGAUGCACAGACCAAUGCAGUGCACUAUGUGUGACAAGUCAUUUACUUUGCUCAGACGUUUACGGGAGCACUACGAGAAGCAGCACAACUUUACAGGGCCAUAUCCCUGUGGCCAGUGUGAUAAAAGCUUCAUGCAGCUAACUUACCUAGCUGUUCAUGGGAGGAUCCACCAAGGAGAAUUUCCAUAUGCAUGUGAUUUAUGCCCUGAGAAGUUCAGGUCCUCCAAUUGUUUGACAGUGCAUCAGAGGAAGCAUACUGGGGAGAAGCCCUUCUUGUGCUGGCAGUGUGGGAAGUGUUACCGCUCCGCCUCAGAACUCACGGUUCACAUGGGCACACACUCUGAGGAGAGGCCUUGGACCUGCACACAGUGUGACAUGGCCUACCGCACAAAGCAGCAGCUCACCAACCAUGUAGAGCAAGUGCACAUUGGUUUGAGGUACCCCUGCAAAGACUGUGGAAAACAGUUCAUGAAGGAGACCUCUUUGAAGAGGCAUGAGCUGAUCCACAGCGGAGAGCGGCCGCACCAGUGCACAGUGUGUGGCAAAACUUUCCUCACGGCCAACGAGCUGCGGCUCCACACCCGGUACCACACAGGGGAGCGGCCGUACAAGUGCGAGGUGUGUGGGAAGGCAUUUAUACAGUCUGGGUAUCUGAAGUCACACAUGCGAAUUCACACAGGCGAAAAGCCAUUUAAAUGUGACAUUUGUGAAAAGGGCUUUAGGCUCUCCUAUCACAUGAAGAAACACAGAAGAACACACGCUGGAAAAGGAAAGGGCUUUCUGUGCGAGGAUUGUGGAACAACAUUCCUCCAAAAGAAUGCCCUUUGGGAGCAUUCUCUGACUCACAAUGUCAAACUAGAAACAUUUACUGAGGAAGUAAGCAUAGAUUUUGAAUGAGAGAUUUUUGUUCAUGUUCUUUUUUUAUAGCUUCGUGGGGGAUGUAGCUGUUGUUUUCUGUUCACUGCUGCUGUUGUAUUUUUUAUUUUGAAUAUGAUAUUGGGGGCACUGCUACUUAUGUUCUUCCAAUGGCAAAGAAUUAAAAGGAAAUAUAUAUGUAA